AAGCUCUUCAUCAACUGCAUGCUUUUAUAUAUAAAUCUCUUCCAAGACUUCAAUGAACUCCAAACAGAUGGCCAAUGAUACAUCUGAUGAAGACUGUGAUUACUUAUUUAAGACCAUCUUAAUCGGGGAUUCGUCCGUCGGGAAAUCAAAUCUCUUGUCGAGGUUCGCUAAAGACGAGUUUUAUUUGGAUUCAAAGCCAACGAUCGGCGUAGAAUUUGCUUAUCGGAAUACCAAAGUUGGCGAAAAGAUAGUAAAGGCUCAGAUAUGGGACACAGCUGGACAAGAAAGGUUUCGAGCGAUAACGAGUUCGUAUUACCGUGGAGCACUAGGUGCGAUGCUGGUGUACGAUAUCACUAGAAAUGGAACUUUUGAGAGUAUAAAGAAAUGGUUACACCAACUUCGAGAGUUUGGGGAUGACGACAUGGUGAUCGUUCUUGUGGGCAACAAGUCGGAUUUGGUUGAUUUGAGGGAAGUCGAUACCGAAGACGGGAAAAAACUUGCCGAAAUCGAGAAGCUGUGUUUCAUGGAGACGUCCGCGAAGGAAAAUUUGAACGUGGAAGAUGCAUUUCUUCAGAUGAUUACAAAAAUAUAUGAAAUUGCAGGUCAAAAGAGUCUCGAGGCCAAGAAGAAUGAAGCAAAUGUAAAUCUUGAUGGGAGGAAAGAAAUUAUUGUUGUUGUUGAUGAAGUGGUUCCUACGAAAAGCAAUGGUUGUUGUACGAGGUGAAUCGAUGUUUGGCAAAUUAUUGGAUUUUAUACGACGUCAUUUAGGGUUUGGAUCUUGAUUACGUGUUAUUAAUUUUUUAGGACUAAAAUUUACGAGUCGAGAAAGCAGAAAUUAGGUUAUCUGUUACGUGAUGCGAGUGUCUUUUUAUAUAAACAACGGUCUAUUUUAUUGGG
Cynara cardunculus var. scolymus (artichoke) is the source of this 897-nucleotide messenger RNA. Its product is annotated as ras-related protein RABA6a-like. Gene Ontology annotation, cellular component: endosome. The transcript has 2 exons. Bases 53 to 724 code for a protein of 223 amino acids. Gene Ontology annotation, molecular function: GTPase activity; GTP binding. The record is from RefSeq and is a predicted model, not a curated record. NCBI's taxonomy places the organism in Eukaryota, Viridiplantae, Streptophyta, Magnoliopsida, Asterales, Asteraceae.